Caenorhabditis briggsae is the source of this 75-nucleotide messenger RNA. The record is from RefSeq and is a predicted model, not a curated record. The coding region runs from base 1 to 75 and encodes 24 amino acids. Lineage: Eukaryota; Metazoa; Nematoda; Chromadorea; Rhabditida; Rhabditidae. The transcript has a single exon.
AUGCGAUUGUCUGUGCAAAAUGGGUACAUUUGUGAAAGGCACGUAGCAAGAAUUCGAAAAAUAGACGAUCAUUGA